Aegilops tauschii subsp. strangulata is the source of this 1157-nucleotide messenger RNA. NCBI's taxonomy places the organism in Eukaryota, Viridiplantae, Streptophyta, Magnoliopsida, Poales, Poaceae. The record is from RefSeq and is a predicted model, not a curated record.
AGAAAAAAGAAAAGAAGAAUGGAUAACCCCGGCAUUUUGGAUCUAACCGGCGAGCAGUUUUUCGGAGGCGAGCGGCGGGAGGUUUCGACGGCGAGCUGCCGGCAGCUGCUGCUGGACACGGAUGCGUGUGGCACUGGUGGUGCCCCGUUUGCCGGAGGCAGCACCGAGGCGAGCGGCUGGUGCUGCAAGAGGCUUCACGGCGGGUGGCGGCCUCUUCGGCGGCGACAGUGUGGCGACCCGCCUCCAUCCCCCGCUCCCUUCCUUGCCCGUGGCGAUGGACGAGGACCAUGGCCCGACCUCCUUCUCCAUAACCCGCACCCGUGCUCCCCUAUUUUUGCCACUGGACUCUCGUCGCCACGGCGGCGGCGGCCCCUGCCUCCACUCCACGCUCCUCUUCUCUUCGUCGCGCACGGCGGCAGAAGGAGGGGUUCUGAUGGGAGCAAGGCUUGCGACCCCUCCGUCACAACUGCUCCGGAGCCCGGACAAAGCCGAGGCCGUCUCUGUGAACUCUCCAGCGAGCUGACCAUUGCCCUCCUCCAUCUAAGAUGCAAGGUAGCAGCAGCAACACAGGUUCCAUGGCCUCUGUCGCAUAGCUGCCACCCAAGCCGUCCCCAGGGUACGGUGGUGGUUGGCAUUAUGUUUGAUGCGGGCUGCAUCUACUCCCACGACAACAGUGUCAGCAACUAGGUGUUCACCAUCGGAGUUCUUCAGUAUCGCCCCCUCUCCGUCAUUAGCAAAAUUCAGGAUUGGCGAGAAGAAAAGUGAACAUAAAGGCUUCAGAUCUAUUAAUAGGAUACGAUGUUGCUUCCAACCCAUGGAUAUGAAUGUUCCGGUCGCCGGAGAGAUUGUUGGACAGAUGAAGUUGAUGAGAAAUCUUUGCCCCCCUGCAAAUUAAGCAGCUUGAAGACCAAGCUGAAACCUGUACGAUGGCACUGAAGUUGCGCCUCCAAAUCUCUUUGCAUCUUGAUGUAAUUAGCCCAGUAGUAUUCAGUUCUGUAGUAAUGAUUUGUGAUUUUUCCUGCUGCUGGUUACCGAGUGCCAAGUGGCAUUUAGUUUCUCCAAUGGAAUUUCAUUUGUACUCGUAUGGAUGAUUUUUAUUACGUGAGAUAUUUUGUGGAAUCAUCAGUUUUUUUUUCUACAUGGAAUAUAUUUAUUUG